UCCAUGCGUUUACCCAGACCGAUAGUUUUAUGCAAGUCGUGUUUUUGCGCAUCUUGCACGCACUUUCGGAUGGAGGAUGCAGUCACUGCAUUGCCCAAAUCUACAACUCGACAAAGUAAACAGAAUUUUUUUUUUUGAUAUAGGCCUGAAUUAAAACAAGUAACUAAAUUUGCUUUUACCAGUGUUCAGAGUUUACUGGAUUUGAGGAUGCAAUAUUAUUCGGACUAGCUCAUAAUAAAGCGCGUUAUUAUAUCACUGCCCUCCUGUCUGGAAAGUAGAUCGCAGCAUAUUCGUAUUAUCAGUCUGCAAGCUGCGACCUUCGCAUCCCCAGGCAAACAAGGCUGACCUGGAUUCUGCACUGGCAUCUCGCUUCAUCAUUGUAGGCUAUUAGAGCAUCGUUGCCGUCCUGUGAGUGAUGUCGGACUCCAGGCGACAGUGGAACCGGGAGGAUGAGCUCCCUGUGUACCUGGCUAAACCCAUCUCGACUGGACCCAGCCAGCGUCACAAGUCUCACGGAAUGUUCAGCUCCGUCGAGGGCGCGUAUGAUAGCAAGACUAUCGCUUUUGACCAGUACGCCGCAGGGAGGAAGGAGAACAGGAGCUCACGCAGCAGUAGCAGGGAACGCAUCGUGGAUGGGGAUUUUGAAGCCUGUGAGAUCAGCGGCGGGACCUUCAUCAGCUCCCCGGGUGAGAGAGACGACGGGCGUCCGGGUGUCAAAAUCACGGAUCAGACUGAAAAGGAAUGUGGUUACGAGCAAAACAACGGGAAGCCUAUACGUCAACAUUUCAUGUCCAUUAUUGUGAAACCCGCGAGACACAACAAAGUUUAUGUUGAAGAUGGAAUUAUUAAACAGGUUGGGGGGAACCUGAUUGUGCCGGGGGGCGUGAAGGUGAUUGAGGCUAAUGGGUGUUUGGUGAUUCCUGGAGGUAUUGAUGUGAACACCUGCCUGCAUAAGCCUUUCCUAAGCACUCAGAAGAAAUAAUCCUACAAUAGCGAUUUAAACCAGUUUGAGCAGAAUCCGUCAUCUUCUCUUUCAGUUGACCAUGUGACUCCACAGCCUGGUGAGAGUCUAUUGGAGGCCUUUGAGAAGUGGCAGGAAGUGGCUGAUAAGAAGUCCUGCUGUGAUUAUUCACUUCAUGUGGAUAUCCCACAUUGGCAUGAAGGUGUGAAGGAGGAGCUGGAACAGCUGGUACAGGAAAAAGGAAUCAACUCUUUCCAAGUGUACAUGGCUUACAAAGGGUUAUUUCAAAUGCCUGACUCUCAGUUGUAUGAAGCGUUCUCAUUCCUUAAGGAGCUGGGGGCAGUGGUUCUGGUUCAUGCAGAGAAUGGAGACCUGAUAGCACAGGAACAAAGCAAAAUCUUGGGAAUGGGCAUCACCGGUCCAGAGGGCCACCCACUGAGCCGUCCAGAGGAGCUGGAGGCAGAGGCUGUUUUCCGUGCCAUCACCCUUGGCAACCGAGUCAACUGCCCUGUCUACAUCACCAAAGUGAUGAGUAAAAGUGCAGCUGAUACUGUGGCCACUGCACGGAAGAAAGGCUCUGUUGUUUUUGGGGAGCCAAUCACAGCCAGCUUGGCAACAGAUGGAUCACACUAUUGGAGCAAAAACUGGGCAAAAGCAGCAGCCUAUGUGACCUCUCCACCCCUCAGCCCUGACCCGACGACACCUGACCACCUUCACUCUCUACUGUCCUGUGGGGAUCUGCAGGUCGUGGGUAGUGGACAUUGUGCUUACAGCACCUCUCAAAAGGCCAUAGGGAAGGACAACUUUACUCUUAUACCAGAGGGAACCAAUGGUGUGGAGGAGAGAAUGGGUUUCGUUUGGGACAAAGCUGUGGCUAUGGGGAAGAUGGAUGAAAACCAGUUUGUUGCAGUUACAAGCACUAAUGCAGCCAAAAUCUUCAACCUGUACCCUCGUAAGGGUCGGAUAGCAGUGGGUUCAGAUGCUGACAUUGUUAUCUGGGACCCUAACAAGACCAAGACCAUCACAGCCAAAGCACAGCAGUCGGCUCUGGAAUAUAAUAUUUUUGAGGGGAUGGAGUGUCAUGGUGGUCCAGUGUAUGUGGUCAGUCAGGGUAGGAUUGUGUUUGAGGAAGGGAAGCUCCAGGUUCAGCAGGGGACUGGACGUUUCAUCUCCCGCAAGCCCUUCCCUGACGUCGCCUACCAGCGCAUCAAGUACCGCAAUAAGAUGAUGAGUAAGCAGGGAGUUUCUCGUGGGAUGUAUGAUGGUCCAGUAUAUGAUGUCCCAGCAACACCCAAAUACAUAACCCCAGCACCCUCAGCCAAGACCUCGCCCACUACACACCAGCCUCCACCAAUCAGAAACCUGCAUCAGUCUAAUUUCAGCCUAUCAGGGGCUCAAAUCGACGACAACAUUCCUCGGCGCUCUGGCCACCGCAUUGUAGCACCCCCUGGUGGUCGUUCCAACAUCACCAGCCUUGGUUAAGCCUUCUGCAGAGAGAGAGAGUGUGUGUGUGUGUGUGUGUGUGUGUGUGUGUGAUUAUAGUUCAAUAUGUUGACAAAUCAUCAGUAUUCUCCUCUCACGGGGCCAUGCUAUUAACAGAUUUUUGUGCAACGCAUGCAUGCCAAAAUAUCACUGUACCUUACCUGUGCAGUAAAUGUCCCAUCCACAGUGAAUGUUACUGUGUGCAUUGUGCACAAUAGUCUCACUGCUAAAACAUACCUAUAUAAAUAUCUAUAGAUAGCUAGACAAUCACUAGAAAAUACUUUAUAUUUGUAACAAAUUUUAGAAAAGGCAGCAUUUAAGCAAUGCUAAUGUAACUACUCACAUUUUUGAGUUAUUAUACCCUAAUUCUGCUGAUGUGACCCCAGUGUUUGUGACAGUGUUGAACAUGUCCUGCUUUGAAGCCCUGUGAACCCAGUCACUGGUCAUCCCAAAAAAAAUGGUGCUCUUCAUUAACUUGUGUUAGUGAUGAUAAGGGACAAGUGCUAGAAUGCAGGUCUGAGAUGAGUUUUGGUAUAGAGGUAGCGCUAAUAAGUACAUUGUAUUGCUGAGUGACGAUCUGCUCUUACAAGC
Sinocyclocheilus grahami is the source of this 3034-nucleotide messenger RNA. Its product is annotated as dihydropyrimidinase-related protein 1-like. The transcript has 14 exons. The record is from RefSeq and is a predicted model, not a curated record. Gene Ontology annotation, cellular component: cytosol; cytoplasm. Gene Ontology annotation, molecular function: hydrolase activity, acting on carbon-nitrogen (but not peptide) bonds, in cyclic amides. NCBI's taxonomy places the organism in Eukaryota, Metazoa, Chordata, Actinopteri, Cypriniformes, Cyprinidae.